Messenger RNA from Marasmius oreades (fairy-ring Marasmius), 714 nucleotides. RefSeq lists its product as uncharacterized. The transcript is spliced from 5 exons. NCBI's taxonomy places the organism in Eukaryota, Fungi, Basidiomycota, Agaricomycetes, Agaricales, Marasmiaceae. The record is from RefSeq and is a predicted model, not a curated record. Bases 1 to 714 code for a protein of 237 amino acids.
AUGUCUCAAUCCAGUAACUUCGAGCUCACAAUCACACCGUUGAGACCUGCCAACAUACCAGCUGAAGAGCCUAUCUUUACCGCUGCAGAAAAAAUUCUUGAUUUGACUACGUCCUGGAAACCUGGAAAGACAUAUCACGGAGUAAAGACCUUCACUGGGCCUAAGAGACCUCAAGAUGGUGCUACCUGGCAUUGCCGGGUUAGCCAGCAUACCCCAGAAGAGGCUACCUUCGACCAGAUUUGGGAGAAACUUGGGAAUAAUAAAGCGGUCAACGAGAGAGAGUUCAUACCCGACAUUCAGAAAGUAACCCAAGUACAAGCAAUCUCUCCAACUCAGGAAAUUUGGACGCUGCGUUACAAGUUUUCGGUACCGUUCUCAACCCGUAUUUUCACCGUGUUGCAAGUCAAACGUAUGAGUGAUAGUCCACGUGCAGGAAUGGUAGUCUCCAUUCCUAUCGAUUUGUCUGCCGAUCCCGAAUUAUCAAAGCUAGAAGAGAAGGGUGUCAAAGGCCGCUAUGUCAGCGUAGAACGUUUAUUGGAACUCGAGAACGGCAACACGGAAUGGCGAAUGGCAACCUCCAGCACACCUGGUGGAAGUAUACCUGACUUUCUUGUGGUCAUGAACAUGAAUAGUAAGAUUGCGGAGGAUGUACCCCUUUUCCUCAGGUGGUUGAAGGAAACUAACGCAAAACAGCCGGAGACCAUUGCCAAUUAG